GAUAUACAUUCUUGUUCCACUGCAGAUUCAGACAAGAGAUUCUCCGAACAAAAGUGAAACGACCAGUGAUUUCGACCUAAUAAAGAAGAAAUGUUGAGAACCGCUGUUGCGGUGUGCCGUGCUUUCGCCGCACCACUAUCGACGGAUCAAAGUAGUUCGAAUACUGCAGUAUCGCAAACAAAAUUUGGGGGAGACAGAAACACCAAAUUGCAUUAUUCCCAUACGUAUAAAGAAAUUGGUGGUUGGCUGUCGACGAACAGUGCCAUGACACUAACAAGAGGCUAAAACCCACCGCGGCGGACCAGAAACGCGUUUGCUCGGCCGAUUCCCGUGAAGUGAACGGAUAAUCUGUCAACAAUUGGCAGCUCGUGCAUUCGGGGGAACACGUUGGAAAGUUGAAGCAGUGCUGUGGAACUGUUAGAAUAUUGCGGCGGUACCAAGGACUGAGGAUGCCGCUUUUCGGUAAAAAGGACUCGAACAAGAAGAUCAAAAAAGAUGGGAAAGAUGACAAAUCCCCGUCCGUUGAGGACAAAUACGUCUUGAAGGAGCUGCUGGGAACAGGUGCUUUCUCUGAAGUACGCCUGGCAGAAAGUAAAGAAAAGCCUGGUCAGAUGUUUGCAGUGAAGAUCAUUGACAAAAAAGCCUUGAAAGGGAAAGAAGAUUCUUUAGAAAAUGAAAUCAAAGUAUUACGAAGGCUAACACAUCCAAACAUUGUUCAACUAUUGGAAACAUUUGAGGAUAAGCAUAAAGUUUAUUUAAUUAUGGAGCUGGUUACCGGUGGAGAGCUUUUCGAUAGAAUAGUUGAAAAAGGUUCCUAUACAGAAAAGGAUGCAUCAGGUUUAAUAAGACAAAUCCUUGAAGCUGUGGACUAUAUGCAUGAACAGGGUGUCGUACAUAGAGAUCUAAAACCUGAAAAUCUUUUGUAUUAUAGUCCAGAUGAAGAUAGUAAGAUUAUGAUUAGCGAUUUUGGUUUAUCAAAAAUGGAGGAUUCUGGUAUCAUGGAGACUGCCUGUGGUACUCCAGGAUACGUUGCACCAGAAGUCUUAGCACAAAAACCGUAUGGAAAAGCAGUUGAUGUUUGGAGCAUAGGUGUUAUAUCUUACAUUUUAUUGUGUGGAUACCCGCCGUUUUAUGACGAAAACGAUGCUGUCUUGUUUGCACAAAUUUUAAAAGGUGAAUUUGAAUUUGAUUCGCCGUUCUGGGACGAUAUCAGUGAUUCUGCAAAGGAUUUCAUUCACAAGUUGAUAUGUGUCAAUGUUGAAGAGCGCUAUACUUGCAAACAAGCCCUUGCACACCCUUGGAUAUCCGGCAACGCGGCUAGCAAUAAAAAUAUCCAUGGUACUGUAUCGGAACAACUUAGAAAGAAUUUCGCCAAAUCAAAGUGGAAGCAAGCCUAUCACGCAGCCAGGGUCAUACAUCAAAUGCAACGGCUGGCUCUCAACAGCAGCCAGCAGCAGCAGGGACCAGGAUCAACAGGCCCCUCCAGCGGCAACCUCACGCCAUACCCCGAUCAAUCGCAAUCCAACAACCCCAGUUACCAAGCCAGAUCGUUGGAGUCUCAGAGCAACCUCAAUUGAAGCAAAUACUUGAGCCACCGUUGCCCGUAUCAAGCUUGGUGGUCUCGAAUCCUAUUCCCAUUCCGGUCACCCCAAACUCACCACUAUACGUACGCAACAAACGCUUCAAGCUGUGGGGUAGCACACGCACCGCUCUGUCUACUCUCUUUCAA
Molecule: messenger RNA, 1729 nt
Organism: Nomia melanderi (Alkali bee)
Lineage: Eukaryota; Metazoa; Arthropoda; Insecta; Hymenoptera; Halictidae
Source: RefSeq, a predicted model, not a curated record